This is a messenger RNA of Siniperca chuatsi (mandarin fish), 4002 nucleotides long. RefSeq names its product Kruppel-like factor 5b (gene klf5b). The transcript is spliced from 4 exons. Bases 842 to 2182 code for a protein of 446 amino acids. Gene Ontology annotation, biological process: regulation of transcription by RNA polymerase II. NCBI's taxonomy places the organism in Eukaryota, Metazoa, Chordata, Actinopteri, Centrarchiformes, Sinipercidae. Gene Ontology annotation, molecular function: DNA-binding transcription factor activity, RNA polymerase II-specific; RNA polymerase II cis-regulatory region sequence-specific DNA binding. The record is from RefSeq and is a predicted model, not a curated record.
CAAUGUAUGUAUGUAGGAGCGAAAUGCUGAGCUAUUUUGAUGGAAACAUCCACUGCCAGUAUAUGUGUGCAGGCUUCACUGCUGGCUCAGGAAUGUUGGCAUCAAGUAUGCAGUCCUGACAGACAGCUGCACUGCAGUGGCGUUUUUAACAUGCCAGACCAGGACCCAAGUGUGCUGGAGGCUCUAAAGAAAAUCAGAAACUGCAUCAAAAAAUGAGAGGACAAUUGUACUAACUUCACCGUGGUGCCAGGUUAGACACAGAUAAAUCAUCCGUUUGAAUUUCUCCAUAGGGGUCUUAGAGGUCAGAAAUGAGUGAAUCAACCUUUGUAAUAAAAUGUGUAAAGUUCACUUUCACAAGUUAUAUGGAAGUUAAAGAAGGCACACAGCCUGUUCAACAUGAUCCUAGGGAAUACUGCACUGAUUAAACCAAUGACUUACUGACUCACUAUAUUCUGAAGUCUGUGAAUAAACUGCUCCUUUAUUCACACAAACUUGAAACACUUGAAACGUUAAUCUUUCUCAAUAGCCUCUUUAUCCCCACGUGUUUAGUGUUAUUUCUACCCUCAGCCAUUUCACCUCAUCAUACAACCACAGUAUUCAUUACACUAGGUGUAUCCCGAUCGCCUGGUUGUCCUGUUUAUUUUGUACAUGUUCAGCCCCGCCCUGCAGACGCGCUGAUAUCACGCAGUUGCGUAAUUUGACAAGCCAGCGCAAAAUAGGGAGAAUGAACGUUUGACAGCUGGCUCUUUGCUCGUACAGAUUGUUUCGAAACAAAAUAAUACAUAUGCUUAAUUUAUUUGUUAAAGAUUUCGGAUAGUUAGACAGUACUACCUCUGCUUUUAUGGCCGCUGCCGUGAGGAAUAAUGUUUGGGUUGCUCCGGGGCAGGACGCUCAGUUUCUCCAUAAAACCACCGCACUACUGACAGCCGACGGACUGAGAGGUGAAGAUCAUGGACAAGUGCUCUAUAACACGAGGGAUGCCAUCCCGGGAACUUCCUCUUUUCAUGAUUACAAUUUGGGUAAAUCAGAGAUGGACAGCUACCUGUCUCCGCACCCACAGGACAAUUCCAAAACGUUAUGCAGGGACAGUGCUCUGAUCCUAGAGCCACCUUUCACCGAGGACUUUGCCUCGCCUUACAGCGUCAACAUGAGCCUGCUCCUUCCUGAUGUCACAUACCUGCAACCUGGUCUCUGCAGGACUAUGAGACAGAUCAAAACAGAGCCGUCACACUCUCUGAUGCACCCCACCUGUCAGGGCAACAGAGUGCCACCAGCUCUUCCAGAAUACCCUGGUGUUUUUAGUGGGGCUGACACUGCUAGCGGUAAUUUUUUCAUUAAACAAGAAGUGCCAGAUUUCCAGGAUGUUCCCCUGUUUCAGCUUUUGAACUCUGACUUGGAGCAGCUCAUUCAUGGGUCACAGCUGAACUCCAUCCCCAUAGCCCCAUUAAGUCUUCCUAUUGGGGACGUCCAUGUAGGCCCAGCGCAGAAUUCUUCCAAACCCACAAGCAGUCCUCAGAAUGAAUGUUUUCCAUUUAAUCGACACUUAGGCCAUCAGCAGAGACCAACCUAUUUGCCACCUUCUCCGCCGAACUCUGAGCCCUCAAGUCCAGACAGGAAGAAGGAGCUCCUUCACAAUCUGUCCCCGCCUCCCUCCUACCAAGCCAGCAUCGCCUCUAAGUUAACUUUUCAGAGCCAUACUCCCAUUGAUCCAGGACAGACUUCUAGUGUAGCUCCAAUCCAAAGCCCAGACCAGAAUUCCAAUGUUGGAUUAGUCCAAAGCCCAAGUGCUGGACCAGUCCAGCGUUCAACCCUGACACCAGUGCAGACGACACCGGGUGUUGGCCCACUGUGCCCAGUGUUAGCCCAGUCGGCUCCAUUUAAGUACAACAGAAGGAGUAAUCCUGAUCUGGAGAGACGGCGGAUUCACCACUGUGAUGUCCCAGGGUGCAAGAAAGUAUACACCAAGUCUUCUCAUUUAAAAGCCCAUCUACGGACCCACACAGGAGAGAAGCCAUACCAGUGUUCCUGGGAGGGAUGUGAGUGGCGCUUCGCCCGUUCUGAUGAGCUGACUCGCCAUUUCAGGAAACACACUGGGGCAAAGCCUUUCCAGUGUGGUGUAUGUAACCGCUGUUUCUCCCGCUCUGAUCACCUGGCCCUACACAUGAAGAGACACCAGAGCUAGAAACCCUCUAAUGCAAAUCAAGUCAAUCUUUUUAUUUUUCAGACAAAGAACUGGCACUUACAUAUCAGCAAACAAAUUAAAAACUGGAUUAUUUCACUCACUCCCCAGUGGAGACUUUAUUAGCAGUGCUGGCCCACAAGUAAUUGUUUCUUUUAUUGUAAAAAGAUUAAAUAUUACUGUUGCCUUAUUUUAUUUCCACAUGUAUGCCCCAAUAUUGGGGGACAAUUGCAAAAGUGUCAGUCAAAAAUCAUUAGCCAAAUGUAAUAAUGAAAUAAUAUUCCAUCUUUUUAAGCCUAUAUUUUCACAUUUCAUUAUUAUUUCAAAUAUCAAUAUUUUAUUUUCAGGGUUUUUUUUAUAGAUCAUAUCAGCAAUGUGUCAUGGUAUGGGCAUUUAUUUAAUUAACUUAAAUAGCAAACUGCCGCACGAUAAGUGCAGAUAUACUGUAGUACUGCUAUUAACUGGGAGGUCAAAGAAUAUGUUGUUUUAGCCAGCAGGUUAAAGGACUGAUAGUGUGUGUGCGUGAUAUAGAAAGUAACAGCAGUUAGUUAAAGUUCUGCGUAAACAAGUAGGAGAAAUAAAUAUUGGGAUGAGCACUGUUUGCAAGCCAUGUGGUGAGUGCAGUGCAUACAGCAUGACUUCAACACUGCCAGAUUUAUGGGUUACUUUGCCACUGAGGUUAACUUUACUCAAAACAAAAUCUAUAUUUCCUCAUAACGCUGAGAUAAAAGGAAGAUAAUGGGUAUGAUAUAUUAAUCAUAUUCAUUUGGACAGCAUUAUGAAUGUUCUAUAUCCGUGCCCCUAUAUUGUAACAUAGAUAUGGUCAUUACAGAAAGUGCUAAAUGUCUUUCAAGCAGGUGCAGAUGUAAAUUCAAAUGGUGCAUUUUGAUUUCAGGAAUUCUAUGAACACUGCAUGAUUUUCUUAAAUUAUUGAAAAGGUUUAACUUAUUUUGAUGGGCUUGUUUUGUCCCAUGUUAAGUUCAGCAAUACUUCCUAAGAGAAGUGCUCAAAUAAAAUUGACAGCUUUGAGUACAUGACAUUUCAUCUUGACUUUGUUUUGGUAGCAAAUUAUGGGUCCGAACAUUAGGUAUCUUAAACCAGGAUUACAGCAUCAUAUUACUGAUGAUUUGUCUUCAUAAGUGGUUUCAAUGUGAUGUUUGUGAGCUUGAGAUUUUUUUAGACUUAGACUGAGCACCUGCCAGUCUGAACAUCUGUGUAAGCUUUUGGUUUCUUUGACUACUAUCCACGUAUUCAAACAUCUUUUGAAAGUGCCUUUAAAUGCUUUUUUUUUGGAUCAAUGAAAAACAAACUUUUAUCAGGUACUCUACUCUGCUUAAAUGAUUCUGGCUGCCCCUCCUUAUUUCCACAAUAUAGCAAUCUCUAUUUAUGACCAAGUUUCUUUAUAAUUUGAUUCAGGUUGAACAAAAUAGAUUUUUGAAGUCUAUAAUUUGUUAUGAUGUAUAUAUUUUGUAUCUGCUAUUUUAGGAUACAAUCCAUUGAUUGUUCUUGGAUGUAUAAAGAUUUUAAACUUUUUUUAAUUGCAAAGACUGUUUAUUUUUUUUAUUUUUUUGGCAAAGUCUAAGAAGGAGCAAAUUAUACAAUAUUGUUACAGUCCACACUGUCAUCACUUUCUCCAGCCAAGAAAGCAGCUCAGUGGAGUAUGUGCCAGUGAAUUAUUGCAAUACUUUUUAUAUAUAUAUAUAAACACACACACAACUAUUUUGACAUGAAGAUGUAACCUAAAUAAAUAAUAAAACCAAUGAUUAAAUGUGCUAGGAAGCCAUGUGACCCUCACAGAGCAAAUAAAAGUUUUGUGUUGAAUA